Messenger RNA from Dermochelys coriacea (leatherback sea turtle), 2926 nucleotides. Its product is annotated as translation initiation factor IF-2-like. The coding region runs from base 1 to 603 and encodes 200 amino acids. The transcript has 2 exons. NCBI's taxonomy places the organism in Eukaryota, Metazoa, Chordata, Testudines, Dermochelyidae. The record is from RefSeq and is a predicted model, not a curated record.
AUGGGCAGCAACUUUUGUGCCAACUUGCGCGCAGGGGCGGCUGCGGUGCCUCCCUCCCUCCCCGGCGGCUGCCUCCGAGCCGGAGUUCCACGCACGACGACGCCUCUCUCCCCCUUCCGCUCCGGGGAUCAGCCCUGCAGCGCCUCCCGCACGAGCAGCAGCGGCCGAAGGGAGCCCAUUGAUCUGGCGGCGGCGGGCGCUUCCCCGGCAGCGGCCGAGCCGAUCCCACCUACCAGCGGCCUCAACCACCGCCCAGAGAGCGCGCGGCGCCGCAGGAGACGGCCCACGGCAGGCUCUGCGCCCGGCCUGCCCUGCACGCUGCCGCCUCCGGCCUUGGCCGCUCUGCUCUGCGCAGGGGCGCUCGGCAGCCGCCCACGGCGCGGGGCCCCGGAGGAGCAGGCGCCAGGCGCCGGCCGCCCCUGCCCCGCCGAAUGGUUGCUUCUGGCCCCCGCAUACCGCACAUUCCACGGUGCAGCCGGCAGCUCCCUGCGCACCAGCGGCGGCAGCUCUUCGCCCCUGGGCCAGGCGCUCCGCGGCCAGGAGAUUUGCAAUGGCAUUUUCAGAGGAGAAAGUGUGUUAGCCUUGAUGUCCUGGCCAAAGUAGCAUUCAGCAUACCAAAAUUCUCCCUGCAUAGCCAAACAGAUACAGUAAUCUUCCUCAAUUCUUGCCCUAAAUUAUGAAACCGUCUUGCCUUGUGUGCUGUUAAACAAUAGCUAUGUUCUACCCCAGAGCUGGUAGUGGCAUUUUAGUGAUGUGAUGGUGGGUGAAGUGAUUUCUGUGUGUGGGAGGGAGUGUGCGUGAGAGAGAGAGAAGACUAAUAAGGCUUGACAGUACCUUCUGGGAGGAAAGGUGUUAUAUAGGUUUAAGAUUUUACUAAGCACUUUCCUUGCAUCUUUUCUAGGAUAAAAGGAUCAUUACAUGUUUGCAAAUAAGACCCUCAGUCUUACCCUGCUAAGAGUAAAAAUAUUGAAACAGACUUUGAAAUGUAUACAGAAGUGUAUCACAUUUGUCAAGGAAAUUAAUAUUAAUUGUGUUAUAACAGAUGUGAACCUAUGUACUAGUAUGCAGGCACCUUCCUGGUUAAAGUUAUAAAUAUGCAAUUCAGUUUGUUCUUGAGGGGAACUGGUAAGCUUGGAGGUUCUGAAGGUACCUGGAUUAAUAUUUUGACAGUUUCUUUAACUAGCAGGAGUUCCUCAGUCAAAACAGAAGGUGGCUUGCAGCGCAGAGCUAGUUAUAUUUUGUGGUUAAAAUCUUCAUGCAUUGUAUGUUUAUUGUUCGGAGACAGUUAAAAGAUGUGUAUUUGUAGAUAAAUUAAGGCCAGAUCGGAGUUGAGCAUACCACCAAGGGGUAGCUGAACAUCUAGACAGCAAUAGAAAGCCGUCAAAGGAGCUAGAGAAUAUCUGGAAAAUUUGGAAGCUUCCAAGUAAUUACCAUCAAUCUCAGCAAACAGCAGAUUGGUGAAACCAAACCCUUAUUCUGUAAACAGUUCCGCAUACAUAAAUCACAGCUUCAUGAUUCAAAUCAAAUCCAUGGUUUCUUACUUUACACAAAGCUAAAUAAACUCUGUGGAAACCCUCCAUCAAGAGUCAUUCACUGCUGUGGUGGGACAGGUACUGUUUCUACCACCUCCCUUCCUAGAAGGUUCUGUUUUAGUAGGGUAACUGUAGUUUCCGCUAGGGGCUUCUAGGAGCCUAGUCUGGAUGUGCUGAAUUCAUGCAUUCUGCCAGCUGCCCUGGCCAUGUCCCCUCGUGAGCCAGUGCCACCCAUUUGGGGGGUUGCCUAAACACACCCCUGGUGCAGCGAAGGUUAUGAGCACUUUGUACUCUCCCCUUCCAGUUGGGUCUUUAUACUGUAACCCCCAAGGAGAUUACCUAGAUUCCUGGGGCUCUCUGCUAGCAGCUCAGGGAGAGGAACACUGUCCCUGGUAGGGAGAGGGAGCCAAGGCAAACUCAGAGUCUGCUUGGCAACCAAUAGGGAGUGAGAUGCCCCACCCAGGGAGUUCAGGAAAGAGGAGAAGACAUUUUUGAGUCAGUCUGGAGACAGCCAGGGCAAGGGUAGGACUGGUUGUGUGGGGAGCUGGUGAGUACCAGGUCUGCAUGCAGGGUUCCCGCUGAGAACUGGCCCCUAGGGACCUGAAAGCAAGAUCCCUCAGCUGGGCUUUUCCUUCUCCACUGAUGAUUCCCAGUUUGUAGAGUUUUGCUAGGAAAAUUCCCCAGCCAGGCUGAGUUAGUCCUCCAGCUCUCUAGGUGAGACCAGUCACGACAUGGUCAGCUCUGCUCUGUCUGCUAGUUCAGAGCUGCUGCCUGCUGUGAGUGUGCCUGGAUGCUGGGCUAGGAAACUACAGUUUGGAUUUUAGUACAGUUGUGUAAUCUGCACUUUGAGCCCUGCACCCCUUUGUGAUGAGAGGAAAUCCUGGGACCAGAGCAACCUGAUUCCUGCCUGAAGAGGUUCCUUGCCAGCAGAGAUCAGCCCCUCUGCAGUGACUGAGGAGUCCAGAGUCAUCUCUGGACCUGAGGAUCCUUCAUGGAGUUUGUGAGUGCACCAUCUUUUACUCAGUAGGUCAGAGAAUUCAUUUUGGGGACCCCCUACUCCCUGAACUAUGUCCUCAAUCCAGGGAAUAAGGGUUUGGGGAUUUUAUAACUUGCUGCCUGUUACAACUGUGGAGGAUCUUACCACCUUCUCCCACUUGUGAGUCCCUUGGGCUCUACUGAACCCUGUCAGCCACACUGCUAAACCACUGCAGAGAAGAAUUUUGGGGUCAUAGGUCAUCAAGGGCCCCAACAAAGUACGUGUACCAACGGGACACUAAUCUUACAUUUGCUACAUCAAGUCAUGUGAUUAGGGAAAGUCACAGAUAUUGGCUGCGUGGACACCAGUGAACCUAAAAAUAGUGUUUUACCCUGUUAUAUUUGUCUCCUGUUUAAUA